Messenger RNA from Ipomoea nil (Japanese morning glory), 1764 nucleotides. Its product is annotated as 3-oxoacyl-[acyl-carrier-protein] synthase I, chloroplastic-like. The record is from RefSeq and is a predicted model, not a curated record. Gene Ontology annotation, biological process: fatty acid biosynthetic process. Lineage: Eukaryota; Viridiplantae; Streptophyta; Magnoliopsida; Solanales; Convolvulaceae. The coding region runs from base 86 to 1486 and encodes 466 amino acids. The transcript has 7 exons. Gene Ontology annotation, molecular function: 3-oxoacyl-[acyl-carrier-protein] synthase activity.
AGUCCCACGCAUCUCAGUCUUGCAUACUACCACUACAGCAUCCGCCUCGUUCACAUCGAAAAUCUCUCCUCCGCCCGCCACCACAAUGCAAGCGCUCAACUCCACCGCGCUCCGCCCGUCGCCGCUGGACCCGCUCCGGAAGACGACGUCGCACUUCCCCUCUGGAGUCGCCGUCAGGCCGCUCCCCAGGCGUCUCCGCGUGGUUUCCGCCACCGCCGCCCCCAAGCGGGAGAAGGACCCGAAGAAGCGCGUCGUCAUCACCGGGAUGGGGCUCGUAUCCGUCUUCGGCAAUGACGUGGACGCCUACUACGACAAGCUCCUAGCUGGGGAGAGCGGCAUCUCCGCCAUCGAUCGGUUCGACGCCUCCAAAUUCCCCACCCGAUUCGGCGGCCAGAUUCGGGGGUUUAAGGCCGAGGGUUAUAUUGACGGUAAGAACGACAGGCGGCUCGACGAUUGCCUCAGGUACUGCAUUGUUGCCGGGAAGAAAGCUCUCGAAAAUGCUGAUCUCGGAGCUGAUGGAAUCGGGAAGAUUGAUAAGGAGCGAGCUGGGAUUCUUGUUGGAACUGGAAUGGGUGGUCUUACAGUUUUCUCUGAUGGUGUUCAAGCCUUAAUUGAAAAGGGUUACAGGAAAAUAACUCCGUUUUUCAUACCUUAUGCCAUAACCAACAUGGGUUCUGCUUUGCUUGCUAUUGACCUUGGUUUUAUGGGACCAAACUACUCGAUUUCGACUGCUUGUGCUACCUCCAACUACUGCUUCUAUGCAGCUGCCAAUCAUAUUCGUCGAGGUGAGGCUGAUUUGAUGUUAGCAGGUGGAACAGAGGCUGCCAUAAUACCCAUUGGACUAGGAGGUUUUGUGGCAUGCAGAGCUUUGUCUCAAAGAAAUGAUGAUCCACAAACAGCUUCUAGACCAUGGGAUAAAGACCGUGAUGGUUUCGUCAUGGGUGAAGGAGCUGGAGUAUUGGUGAUGGAAAGCUUGGAACAUGCAAUGAAACGUGGUGCACCUAUAAUUGCCGAGUAUCUGGGAGGUGCAGUAACUUGCGAUGCUUAUCACAUGACUGAUCCUAGAGCUGAUGGACUUGGUGUUUCUUCAUGUAUCCAUAGUGCUCUUGAAGAUGCUGGUGUAUCACCUGAAGAGGUGAACUACAUAAAUGCUCAUGCAACUUCGACUCUAGUCGGAGAUUUAGCCGAGGUCAAUGCUGUUAAGAAGGUAUUCAAGGACACUUCAGAGAUCAAAAUGAAUGCUACCAAGUCCAUGAUCGGACACUGCCUGGGUGCUGCUGGUGGCCUGGAAGCUAUUGCAACGGUGAAAGCCAUUACAACUGGGUGGCUACAUCCUACAAUUAACCAAUUUAACCCCGAGCCCUCAGUGGAGUUUGACACAGUCCCAAACAAGAAACAGGAGCAUGAAAUCAAUGUUGCCAUUUCAAAUUCAUUUGGCUUUGGUGGACACAACUCGGUCGUAGCCUUCUCUGCAUUCAAGCCUUGAUUGUUUUAGCAAACUAGCAGCCUUACACACACUGGAGACCUAACCAAAAUCUCGCAUAGAGGCAUCUUCUUUUGCUCUGCAAUUUGCUGCACGGGCAGAGGCACGGAGCUAUGAUUUGCUAUUGUUGUUACGUGUAAUAAUUUUGGGUUUUAGCUCUUCAUUACAAGACAUCUCCCAUAAUAUUUUUGUUUUUAGAAUUUGCAUUCUGGUAAGUAACUCUUUUGUUCUACGGGACCUUAUAGCUAUAUAAUGGUGAAAUAUCUAUCUGUUUUGAGUCA